AUGGCAGAUGGGGCGCAGGCCAACCCCAGAGGGUUCAGGAAGAAGAUGCUGGUUAGAUGCUGCUCUGCGUGGAGGGGUCCAAGCUGCAGGGCCUCUGCCCCUUCCAGAACCUUCAGGUCCAGCCUGGGCGUGAAGCUCCUCGUCAUCGCUGUCCUGGCCGGUCGUGUUCUGUCCAUAGCCCAGGGCAGCCUGCUCAACUUGAAGUCCAUGGUGGAGACCGCCACAGGCAGAAGCGCGAUCCUGUCCUUCGUGGGCUACGGCUGCUACUGCGGGCUGGGGGGCCGCGGCCUGCCCAUGGACGAGGUAGACUGGUGCUGCCAUGCUCAUGACUGCUGCUACCAGAAACUCUUUGACCAGGGCUGCCGCCCCUACGUGGACCACUAUGACUUCUCGAUGGAGAACGACACCGUGAUUGCGUGCAGCGAGCUCAACAAGACAGACUGUGACAAGCAGACGUGCGAAUGUGACAAGAGCGUGGCUCUGUGUCUCAGGAACCAGACGUACCGGGAGCAGUACCGCAGCUACCUCAACAUUUACUGCCAGGGCCCCACGCCCAACUGCAGCAUCUAUGACCCGCCCCCAGAGUUCAUCUGCGGACACCACUUCCCAGUGACCCCUGCCCCUCCCUAG
Messenger RNA from Marmota flaviventris (yellow-bellied marmot), 630 nucleotides. RefSeq names its product phospholipase A2 group IIF (gene Pla2g2f). Lineage: Eukaryota; Metazoa; Chordata; Mammalia; Rodentia; Sciuridae. Gene Ontology annotation, biological process: phospholipid metabolic process; lipid catabolic process; arachidonate secretion. Gene Ontology annotation, molecular function: phospholipid binding; calcium ion binding. The record is from RefSeq and is a predicted model, not a curated record.